Molecule: messenger RNA, 2219 nt
Organism: Saccoglossus kowalevskii
Lineage: Eukaryota; Metazoa; Hemichordata; Enteropneusta; Harrimaniidae
Product: solute carrier family 12 member 8-like
Biological process (GO): chloride transmembrane transport; cell volume homeostasis; potassium ion import across plasma membrane
Cellular component (GO): membrane
Molecular function (GO): potassium:chloride symporter activity
Source: RefSeq, a predicted model, not a curated record
GCCAGCGAGUGGAUGUGAUGAUAUCUAAGUGAAAGAUAAAAAACACAGAAAAUUUGUCUUGAUCAAGAAUACUGACGAACACUGUUGACACAGACUGUGUGUGCAACAUUGUGACAUCAUGAGGGAGACAAAUUGAGCUAAUUCUGCAGUUUCUGUAAAAUUCCCUACAUCUUUCAAUAAUGGCUGACAAGUACGAGCCAUUAGAGACAUCAGAAAGUCUGGUUAAGAAAGAAGGAUCCAAACGAAAUGUAGAAUGGAGUAAAUAUGGUCUGAGUGACGAUGUCUGUCAACCAGGUAGUGAUGGAAGUUACCAGCAAAGUUCACCUCAAGUACAGGAAUUAUUUGAUGAACAGCAGGAUACCAGUUCUCAAAAGCCAUGGUGGAAAGCCAAUUUUUUCAUAAAAGAGCCUGUGUUGUUUGGUACAUGGGACGGUGUCUUCACAUCAUGUAUGAUCAACAUAUUUGGUGUGGUUAUAUUCUUGCGAACUGGUUGGAUGGUGGGUAAUGCUGGUAUUGGUUUAUCAAUACUAAUAGUGACUGUGACAAUAAUAGUGGCAUUAAUAGCAGGCUUGUCAGCUAUUGGAGUGUGCGAAAGAUGCCAUGUACAGAGUGGAGGAGUGUAUUUUCUCUUAUCCCAUGUUCUGGGAACACGUAUUGGAGGAACCAUCGGUAUAAUGUACAGCUUUGGCCAGACUGUUGCAUGUGCUUUAUAUUGCACUGGUUUUGGAGAGUCUGUUGCCGCAACAUUUGGAUGGGUCGACAACACAUGGGCAGUUCGUGGGGUCGGCAUUGCUGUUAUAUUAUUACUAUUGGCUAUUAACAUAGCUGGUGUCAGAUGGGUGGUCAAAUUACAAUUGGUUUUACUUGGAAUACUUGGCAUUGCUACGUUAGAUUUUGUCAUCGGUACCUUUUCACAUACUGAUCCAGAAAAUGGUUUCACUGGAUACAAACUCAUUAAUCUUCGUAACAAUACAGCACCAAUGUAUUUACCAGGGGAGACAUUCUUCAGUGUAUUUGGUGUUUUCUUCCCGACUGCUACUGGUGUGAUGGCUGGUAUUAACAUGAGUGGAGACUUAAAGAAUCCAUCACGUAAUAUUCCAGUUGGUACUUUAAGUGCCAUUGGUGUCACUGCUUUGCUCUAUUUCUUGUAUGUAGUCCUUCUUGGUGCUACAUGUGAACGAUGGGCAUUACAAACUGACAUGAUGAUAGCAGAAAAGGUUGCCUUGGUUGGAUUUUUAUGGUUAGCUGGACUUUAUAUUUCCAGUUUGUCAUCCUGUCUGAGUGGUCUUUACGGAGCACCUAGAGUCUUACAAUCUAUCUGUCAGGAAAAUGUUAUACCGAUAAUUAAAGUUCUUGCAAUGGGUAAAGGACCAAAUAAGGAACCGAUUUUAGCUUCAAUAGUAGUAUGCGUGAUUAGUAUAGCUUUUAUAUUUAUUGGCCAUGUGAAUGAAUUAGGCCCCAUAGUAACCAUGCCGUUUCUUUUAACGUACGCCGUAGUGGACUACGCCUACUUUGCAUUAGCUAUGAGCUAUGACAAAAAGAAAACAGAAUUACCUGCAAAAAGUGAACAGGAUUCAUUAUUGUCACAUGUAAUUGAUAGUAGCAUUAAAAAAAAGGAAGCAGAUCUUGCGAAUGGUGGGUAUGGCACAACACUUAAAUCAAUGGAUGAUAAUGAGACGGUUGAGAAAGCAGGUGAAGCUAUAGACACGCAUUCAGAAUCUGUUGAGGUGGAUGAUAAAAUGCAGUUAUUAGAGAAGAAAAAAGAUGAUAAUGUUGAAAGUGGGCAGCAAUCUCGAGUGCCAUUUAAUACUGAAAUUUCAAGGAUGCCAGACUCUUGGUAUUCACAUAUGUGCAAUAGAUGGGUGUCAAUGUGUGGGGGUAUAUUCUGUAUAUUUAUUAUGUUUUGUAUACAGUGGGGAUAUGCAUUAGCCAAUAUAUCUGUGGCUUUAAUUAUUUAUAUUUAUAUUGGACAAGCUAAUCCUGGUACAAAGCCUGGUGUUGUGGAUUUUAAUUUCAUUACAUGGGUUAAAACUGGAUUUCAAAGAUGUUGUCGUCGUGGACCACCACCCCCUGAGCAAAUGAUUAUAAGUCAGCCUUCCACUUUGCCAUUUGGUCUAACAACAGAGCAAUUAACAGAAGAUGGUGAGGAUUAUUCAUCAAGAGGUCGUUAUCAUCAAUCCGCUAUAGUUAAGGGUCAAAAUAUGGAUGAUUUUGAAUGA